GCUGUUCCUCGGGAACGAUCUUGUGUCGCUAAGCACCGUGCCAGUCGGAUGCAAGAGUAGACUUUCAUUGGGCUAUCGAAUCGGGCGGUUUUUCUCCUGUGACUGAAACUUUUCCCCCCAUUGUGAAAGGCCUGCUUCGGUUAAGCCAAUGGGUUGUUGAGUGAUUGAAGUGCUUAAUUAUUGGUGAUCCGUUUAAGAAAGGAUUGAAAAACAAACUCAGUGCUUCCCGGUUACAUGAUCAUGGUUGUUGGAUGAGCGUCAAAAAUGCGUGCUCGUUAGUUGGUUCGGUUUUAAAUAAUGGAGAUGAUCACUUUUGGGACUGUUCUUAGGUGGUGUUGAAAAUCGAUUCCCGGGCAUUGGACGAUUCUUCCAGACAGCUUUUAAGGUGGUGAAGUUGAAGUUAGCCUCUUGAAGGUGCGGUUAGCUGUUAAAGUUUGAUUUUAAAAGACAAGAAACCGGAAGUAAUUGUAACGUGCCCCUAGCUCAUCAAUGGAUACAAAUUCGUAGAAAAAAAAUUAAUGCAAAUUGUAGUUUAACGAUUGCAUCGAGUGAAUGCAUCGGAGCAUCGAAGAGCGAAAAAAAAAUUGAAAGUGAUGCGUUGAAUAACAUAACGUCAAACAGAGCACAACAAGCAAUCAAUGAAAACAAAACAAGAAAAUAAAAUAUCUGGCAAAGCGCCGAGUCAAACCAAGAUCCGGAACGUGUGUAGUUUUCUUUAAAAAAAAGUUAAGUGCUUUUAUUGAAAAGUGGCGCCUCUAGUAUUUUUUGGUUGUUGCUCUAAAAGCAGCAACAAAUAAUUGAUAUCAUACCGCGAGAUUGGUUGAAGCCGAUAGAGCUCACAGCAGCGAUCAUUGAUCUAUCAGCUGUCACCGUUGUGCAAUCGGAGUCGUGGUUAACUCACCGUCUAGAUAAUGAACUAGGAGUCACUCUUCACUGCGAACGAAUAACACGGUGGGUGGCUAGUUUGAUUAACGUUCCUUUGUUGGGCACGAAUGUACUAGGACUGUCGGGAUCACACUCGGAUUAGCCCACGUUUGUCUGGUUAAGAAAAAUUUCCGCCUAAAAGGUUCACCCAACAUGUCUAUGGAAUAAAGAAAAAGAUAUUUAUUCCAGCGAAAAAUUGCCACUGCAAGUCAGUGCAAAGCGCAAAGAAACGCGUCUUGUGACCCUCAGCAGCUUCCAUAUUUGAGGGUGGUGCACAAAAUUCCACUCGUGGCUCAGAGUGCGUUCCCAUAGAAAAAAGAAAAGAAUCAAGUGAAGUGAAUGCAAGAAGUGUUGGCUGAAUUUGGUCCGACAGCUGAAAAGAGUUUUCUGUUCUGUGUUGAUUAACCCCGUCUAGUGGUGGCAUCAAAUUCAAAACCCAAAACCAGACGAGGGCACAUUGAAAAUUCGCAUCGCGCCCCAACUGUGAAAAAAAGUGCAGAAGAAAAGCCUCUCUUCACACGAAAAGUAGGGGCACCGAAAAAAGGUGAAACAAUUGGAAGGUUUGUUGUUUCGAGGCAUCUGAAAUUGCUGGGGUGUGUUCAAACGCAAAAAUUGAAAUUUUAACGUGACACCUCCAACUGCGCGAGUAAUCUUCGAAGAGAGAGAGAAGGGGCCCAUUAGUGGCGAAAUAAGCAGCAGUAGCAGUGAAACAAAAAAUUAAUAAGAAGCAGUGCUUGAAGUUGAAACAAGUGUUGAUGGUUUUUUGUUAAAUGAGUUCUCGUGCGACCAUUCUAGAGCGACCUAGCGUUGGUCUGACGAAAACCCCCUAGUUGAAUGAUGUGCAAUUUCUUAGUUGCUUCCAUUAUUGUGUACCAAAGAGGAGAAAAAAAAGAAGAAGGGCCGCUGCUGUUUUGUGUUGGCGAAUUUACGCUAUGGUAAAACGUGCAAUUUUUUCCCCCAAUUCGUGGCCAUCGUCGUCGUCGUCACUUUUGUUGUUUGCAAUGGAAAAACGGUGCACUUUCGGUACAGAAAAGGCGUAAGCAAGUUCGAAUCCAAAUCCAAAAUGACGACCUGUUUGCUGCAACCGAUGUUGUGCAAAUAAGGAAAGCGGUUUUUCGAUCGAAGGUUGGCUCGUUAUUUUACUGGCGGCGGCGGUAGUUCAUCGAAGGGCCAGCAGGUGGAAGCGGCAAAAAGUUGUCGACAAGUUCGGGCCCCGAUUUUGAAUCGAAGGCGCCAUCUACAUUUUUUGGAAGGUUUCCGUAAGCGUUGAAACCACUCCACAAGAUGGACAAAUCAGCUGCAGCUGCGGCCUCCGGAGGCCACUCGGGGCCUAAGGUGUCCCAGAUAGCCAACCUAUUCCAGCGAAAGCCGGUGGAAGUGGCUACACAAGAACCAGUGAAAGAUCAGUGCACAGCCAAUCAGCCGUCUCCAACGGCCACCGUAGUCCGGACAGAAUCGCACGCAGCCCGAUUCAAUCACGCGAGGGCAUUGUUUGAAAAGCUGGGCGAAGGAAGGGUAAAUCGGCCACCCCCCUUUAGCAUCAAAAUGUCACAUUCCAGUAGCAAAGAGGACAAUCUGUCCGAGAUCGGAACAGAACAGGAACGAUCGCCAUCCCCGAAACGAAGACACCACCCCAUCAGCAACGGGGUAGGAAAGAUUGAUUCAAAUCGAAUAUUGAAUCAAUCCCGGUUGAAGUCGGAAAAGCCGGAAAAACCGGAGAAGCCCGAAAGGAAGUUUAAUUCCCGGGAGCUUAUAGAGAAGCAGAAAAAUUGGACAUCACACUUUUCCAAAACACGAACAACGAAGGGAAGCAGUGAUUUCAACCGAUGUGAUAUUAUUAGGGCUGUUCCCGGAACCGGACUCCACGGUGCCAACAGCAGCAGCAGUUCCAGCAGUAGUAAUUCCGCACCGAUUCCAGUUACCACAAAUGGUAACGCUUCCAGCGGAACACCUUCACAUCCAGCCAAAGAACCAAACACGCAACGCACAGAACCGCCGCAUCAUCCGGCACCUCCCGCACCAGCGCCGGUUCCAUCCCACAGGCUUCCAUCGCCCACGGAACCACCCCCUAGUCCUCCAAAAAGACAAACACCUCCUCCGCCACCUCCGGAGAAAGGUCCACGAAACAUUCGACAAAGCUCAUUCCCAUCGCCAACCAAAAUCCCCCCGGCAGUCCCUCCUCACGCCACCGACCUAGCAUCGCUAAGCCCCACAAAAAUCAGCCCCGAAAAGCUGAAACCCCCACCCCGUCAAGCGGAACCACCACCACACACCCAAACAGCAGCCCUACCCCCCCUCGCUCCAAUCCGGAACAAAUCCGACGAACCCCCGGAAAAAGGCAUCCGCAAAAAGUCUCUGGACACAACCCUAGACGAACAGCAGCACCAAACCUCCUCGCCCCGUUCCUUCGAACUCGGAGGCCUCCGAAGACAGUCAACGGAAAAAGACAGCGGAACCAGUGGCCUAACGUCACCGGCUCACGCCAUCAGCUCCUCCCCAUCGCCGGGGGCCAGCGCAUCUUCCGGUCCAUCCUCACCCAUUCACACCGAGGACGAGAAGCAGGAGAACGAAGCCACGGAGAAGGCAGCAACCACAACCGAAUGCAUCAGCAAACUAGACGAGGACGAGGGUGUUCCGGCGGAGGAAAAAAGUGGUACGUAAUUCCAACCUUUUUUGUAAGUAUUUUAUUUCCUAAAAAGAGAUCCUCUUCUACAUCGAUACACUUGACCCAGCAAUGCUUGUACUUUUUAAAUUUUCACAAAAAAAUUGUGUCAAACUUGCAUUCUAAUUUUGUGUAUUUUAUACUUUGAUUUUCCAAAAUACACUUCCUGGAGAUGGCCGAAACAAAUUAGUAAAUCGAAACGUAAAAAAAUAGCUUGGAAGUUACACCGAAAAAUGUCAACCAAAAACAAUAAUAAAAUUGGAACAUAACUUAGUGGAUUAGUGGAUACGGUGGCAGUUUGUAGCUUAAUUGAAUCAAUUUAUUAACCUAAUGAAUUGGUGUCCUAAGCAAUACGACAUCGUGAGUUUUUCGCAUAUUUUUCUCUACAGAAAUGGUUCUUGGAAGUAUCAGCAUGGAUCCAAAAAAUCCAAAAAAUAGAAGUUUGGACUCGUUGAAUCUUGAAAAAUCAUUUGUUUUACAACAGUCGCCAUGCAACAGAAUUUUUCUUUUGGUGUCAAUUUACAUUUUUCUUUUUUCAAUUUUGAUGCAAAUGUUGAAAUCAAUAAGUUGUCAAGAGCUUUCAUUUUCAUUUUAGUUUGUUUCUAAUAUAAUCAUCUGGCAACAUCCCGAAAGACGAUCGGCUCCCGAGAACGUGAAUGAAUUCACGUCUUUUUGAGCUCUGAGUAUGCGCUCUCGUGUUUCGAGAUCACUUUGCUUGGACUCGGAGAUUUACAAGUGACUCCGUUUUGUAGGGGAGAACCAUUUCUUCAUUCAUUCAUCCAUUCAUAUGUGCUCGGUCGAGUAUCGUUCUACUUACAGACAGCCAGCCAGCUUCCCCCUUCUCCCUACGCGUCGCCGAUUUAGCAGACACGCUACUAAUCUGCUCGUAGACGUCUGACAAUCACGAUCGCUAGAACGGGGCGACGCGACAUUCGUGAGUUCCACUAAGUCAGUACCGAGACUAGUGUCUCGACUCGGCAGGCGGGAUCGUCAAAACAGAGAGAACAGACAAAAAAAAAACAUUCGAAUCACAAAUUUGUUUUCGCUUUCCGUCGAUGAACUCGCUCCCGAUCGGGAUCUUCGCAGCUCAGUCAGUACACCGGCUGUUUGAGCCGCAAGUUUUCGCGUACCGACCGCGAUCACGAUUGGACGUGGUUCUUGGAACGAUCUUAGUUCGUCUGUCGAUCUUCCCCUUCUUCCUGUCUUUUUGCCGCAAGCCGCCGUCGUCGUCGUCGUGUUCCGUCUCCGGGUUGGGAUUUCUGUGAUCUUCGUCCGUCGUCCGGCCGGCCGGGAGUGAAGUGGAAAUUCCUCUGAACCAUUCGCAACGAUCAGAAGCUUGUUCAAGAAUAAAUCGACAAUGGAAAUCGGAAUUGUUGCAAUUUAAUUGAGCUGCAAAAAUUAUUCUCUACCCGGAGCCAGCAAUUAUCAAUAUUGUUACAUUGAUUGAAGAACGCGAGUGGCGGGGAAAUUUAAAUUCCGUACCAAUACGCGCGACGCGACAAUCGCCAAGCGCAGAAAUGGCCGCUUGAAACCAUUCAAAAUGGCAGUGAUUUGUAAAUUUUCGGAAAAUAUCCUACAUAUAAAGACUUCAUCCGCCAAAACUUUCUUUCCGCAUUUCGUGUGGUGAUGAAAAGUUAAUGUGUUCCGAUGGAAAAUUGUGUGUGAAUUGAGCUUCCCUCGUAUUUCCGUUUGGGUUGCUUUUGGGAAGUGCCCCUAGGGGAAAUUUCAGAGUAAGAAAAUACGUGAGACGCGUUGCUCUACUUGUGUAGAUCCAGGCAAAUGUCCCUCAAUUUCAAUCCAGAUCAGAACGAACAACAACUCCAGCCCUUGUGAAAAAGGCAAAAGUGAACCGAGCAAAAGAAAAUACACAACGUAAAGAGUUUUUCAAUUUCCACGACCCGGUUUUUCCUCCGUAAUAGUUGUGCACUCUCACUUUGCUUUUGGAGUCGAAGAAAAUGUGAAAAUCCCCGUCGUCAGUCGUGCAGUCAGGCAGUGUUGUGUGUUGGGAAUGUUGCCUGCUGGCGUGAAAUUUUAAUGCGGAAAUGAAGUGGAAUUUUCACGCGCCAAACGCUCUCUCACAAAUAUUCCUGGUCCCAGUCAGUACCAUCUUAUGGUGUGUGGUACCCGCACGUACCGAAAGAAAAUUCAAUUUGACGAUAUACUUUUCUAGUGAUGGUGUGACGUGUGUGAUGGGUUUUAUUGUAACUUUAUGGUCACAUUUGGCGUUUCUUCCAAAGCCAAGGAAAGAGAAAGACACAAACGCAAUCGGACUUACAGAAGAGUGGGUUCACUCUUGAGGUUCUAAAAGUAUCAGCCGUUGGUUUCUUGUCUCAUUGAGGCCUGUAUGUGUGAAGAUUACAAAUUUAUGUGGUUUUGGGGGUUCGCAGCGCUUCAUGAAGUUCAUGAAUAUUACCGAAGAAUUUAAAUUCACCAAACUUCCAAAGCAAUGUCGUCAAUUUUGUGAACCAUACCAUUGUACUGGCUUUUUAGCUGUCAGUUAUCUCAUCUAGAAUCUACAUUCUACGGUCACAAACUAUUAUAAAAGUUAUUUUGUGUUUAAUUUUAAAGCAUUAUUUUUAAAGUUUACAGUUAUUGAAAUACUUAUCCGAGGCAACUGUGUUCAAUGUUUACUCUUGGUCUUUUGAACUCGCGAACAUUGGCUCAGGAUGCAACUGACUUGCCGCCAACUGAGCUUUAUCUGAAGCCCCAAAAUGAAUAAAAAAAAUUUUAAAUUUCGCAUUAUUUUUUUAAUGGACGCUAUAUAAAUCCCAAAUAAAAAAAUCACCGUAAUGAAUUCUAGAGUGUCAAUUUGACACUCCUUGCUGUAAAUCACUGUAUUUAUAUUAAGGUUGCCAGAAUUUUUAAGCACAUAUCCGGGUUGACCAAGGAAAAAAAAAUUUUUUUUCAUCAAAACUGAUCAGCAGAUUUCAAAAUGUAGGGGAGAUAAGGGCAUAACGAGCACCCGGGGCAUAGUAUCUUUUCUACAAAAGUACGCAUUUUCUUAAAUAAAUUUUCAUGAGGAAUAGUUUCGUACUUCCUAUAGAAUUAAUUUUUUACCAAAAAUGAAAUCUCCCUCCUUAUCAUCUUUACAGAAAUAUUUAAACAAAAACAUUUAGGUUCUUAAGUGACGAAAAUAUUAUAAUUUUCAAGCACCAGGAAACAAGCUUUUAUGAUCUUUGAAUCAUCUUGAUCUACAAUGUACGCACUGCAACAUGAAAAACACAUUAUUCCUGAAUUUUCACCAUGAUUAUUUUUUGGAUUUUCCACUUAAAUAAACUUUCAACUUGCGUUCUUACCUAAAUUUGUUGACUCGGGGCGAACAGAGCACAAUUAUUCGGGGCACGAUGAGCAUUUUCUGCCAUAGCAUCUAGUAGCGAAUUCAAUUCGAUGUGGUCAACUGAAUGAUAGAGCUACAGCUUGCUUAGUUUACAUCUGACGAUUUGGCCUAUUGGUAAGAUGUCGGAGAGAUAAUCAGAUUCUCGAGUUCGAUUCCUGUUCGAGGAGAUUUGUUUUUCAUUUACUAUUCUGAUCGAUUAUUUUGAUUGUUGCAUUAUAUGACUAGUAGCAUCUUAGCGGGUGAUGCAAAGCACCAAAAACAUAAUAUAUUAGUAUGUGUGAAUUGUUUGUAUUCUACAAACAGUCACACAUUUUUUUAGUAUUGCAUUGAUUGAUGGAUCUACGCCUCACCGUUUAGUGUAAAAUCCAUCGCUCAUGAAUGGUAAAUGAAAAAAAAAAUCACCUCGAACAUGAAUCGAACUCGAAUCUACUGAUUACCUCUCCGACACCUUACCAAUAGGCCAAAUCGUCAGAUGAAACAAGUCAAGCUGUAGCUCUAUUAUUCAGUUGCCUUCAUAGAGUGAAAUUCACUGCUAGAUUCCACGGCAGAAAACGCUCAUCGUGCCCCGAUUAAUGUUGCUUAUACUGCCCCAGUGGGGGUUCUCAUUAUGCCACUAUAAUGACUGAUUUUCAUCUUUCGGCAAAAAAUGCAUUUUAAACGUUUUUAUUUACUUUUUCAAGCAUCAGCUAGUUAGGAAAUAGACUUUUUUAGUGUCUGAACAAGAAACAAUGGUGUGAGUUACAAAUUAUAGCUUUUUUCUAUAGUAAAAUAGGCGUCUUCCUUGAGGUGGGCAUUAUGGCCUUAUCUCCCCUAUUUUAAGCUUCCAAAAAACCUAUCAUGAUUUUUUUUAUAAAACUUGUUAAAAAUAUUUUGUUUUGGACGUAUAAAUAUAAAAUUUAUACAACACAAUUUGUUUGUUUUUUUUUUCGAAUAAAACUGGCCAAUCUGACAAGCUUAA
Molecule: messenger RNA, 7881 nt
Organism: Uranotaenia lowii
Lineage: Eukaryota; Metazoa; Arthropoda; Insecta; Diptera; Culicidae
Exons: 6
Coding region: 2209-3585 (458 amino acids)
Biological process (GO): calcium-mediated signaling; neuron projection development; actin filament organization
Cellular component (GO): actin cytoskeleton; postsynaptic density; dendrite
Molecular function (GO): actin filament binding
Source: RefSeq, a predicted model, not a curated record